AUGGACGACAUCCUAGCUCCUAUUCAAGAUGCUUUUGAAGGCCAAAUAGAUUUCCACGGACAACGAAUCACCGAGAUCCUUUCUACGGCGCUCUUGGUCUUGUCGGGUGUGGUCGCGUUCAUCAUCGGAUACAUAUUCCAAGAUCUCAAUCUCACGCUUUGGACUGGGCUGGCGGGAACGCUUCUAACAGGGCUCGUCGUGAUUCCUCCCUGGCCUUUCUACAAUAAUCAUCCCGAGAAGUGGCUGGUCCCACUACCGGGUGGUGCUGGCGGAGCUGGGGUCGUGGUAGAUGGGGUCAAGGUUGCAUGA
Aspergillus calidoustus is the source of this 309-nucleotide messenger RNA. The record is from the annotation of a GenBank genome assembly. Lineage: Eukaryota; Fungi; Ascomycota; Eurotiomycetes; Eurotiales; Aspergillaceae.